AUGGCGAUCCAGAAGAAGCACGGAAAGGGUCGUCUCGACAAGUGGUACAAGCUCGCGAAGGAGAAGGGGUACCGCGCCCGUGCCGCCUUCAAGCUGAUCCAGCUCAACAAGAAAUAUGGCUUCCUCGAGAAGAGCAAGGUCCUGCUGGAUCUCUGCGCCGCCCCUGGUUCAUGGUGUCAGGUCGCAGCGGAGGUCAUGCCCGUCAACAGCCUCAUCGUCGGCGUCGAUCUCUCUCCCAUCAAGCCCAUCCCCAAGGUCAUCACCUUCCAGAGCGAUAUCACCACAGAACAGUGCCGUGCCACCAUCAGGAAACAUCUCAAGACAUGGAAGGCCGACACCGUCCUCCACGAUGGUGCCCCCAACGUCGGUACCGCCUGGGUGCAGGAUUCCUUCAACCAGGCGGAGCUGGUCCUGCAGUCCAUGAAGCUGGCCACCGAGUUUCUCGUCGAGGGCGGCACCUUUGUCACAAAGGUCUUCCGCUCAAAAGACUACAACUCCCUGCUCUGGGUCUUCAACCAGCUUUUCACCAAGGUCGAAGCCACCAAGCCGCCCUCCUCCCGAAAUGUCUCCGCCGAGAUCUUCGUCGUCUGUCGCGGCUUCAAGGCCCCCAAGCACAUCGACCCCAAGUUCCUCGACCCCCGCGCCGUCUUCGAGGAGCUCGCCGCACCCACCCCCAACAACGAGGCCAAGGUCUACAACCCCGAGGUCAAGAAGCGCAAGAGAGAGGGUUACGAGGAGGGCGACUGGACACAAUUCAAGGAGGUUCCUGCCUCCGAGUUUAUCCAAACUACGGACCCCAUCGCCAUCCUCGGAAGCAAGAACCGCCUGCACUUCGACCAGUCCAGGAACGGAGAUGUGGCCCUUGCGGCGCUGAACAAGCUGCCCGAGACCACAGACGACAUCCGCAGGUGCUGCGAGGACUUGAAGGUUCUCGGCAAGAAGGAGUUCAAACUACUGCUGAGAUGGCGACUCAAGGUCCGCGAGAAGUUUGGCUUUCCCACCAAGAAGAGCAAGCAGGAGCCCGAACUUGCCGAGGAGACGGCCGAGGUCGAAGACAUGGACGAGGAGAUGAGGAUCCAGGAGGAGCUACAGGCACUGAAGGAGAAGGAAGGCUCUAGAAAGAAGAAGGAAAGGCGCAAGGAGAACGAGCAGAGGCAGAAGGACAUUGUGCGCAUGCAGCUCAACAUGACUGCCCCCAUGGACAUUGGUAUGGAAGAGCAGGGGCCCAUGGGCGAGGACGCCAUAUUCCAGCUCAAGGCCGUCGACAAGGCGGGCGCGCUCGGCAGGAUCUCCAGGGGCAAGAUGGUCAAGAUCAGCGAGCAAGACUCCAGGAAGGACCGAGACAGCGGCCUGGGCACCUCACCAGACUCGGACGAGGAUAGCGAUGAGGAGGAGGACAGGCUGGAGCGGGAGUUGGACGGCAUGUACGACGCCUACAAGGAGCGAAAAGCAGCAACAGAUGCAAAGUACCGAGCCAAGCGGUCAAAGAAAGAGCAUGAUGAUGACGAAUGGGAGGGUGUGUCUGCAGAUGAGAAGGCCGCCAGCGAUGAGGAGAGCGAGUUGGACGAGGACAGCGACGAUGAUUCGGAUGCCGAGGACGAUGGCGUGGCUGGCAAGAAGACGCUGCUGACCGACCUUGAAAAGGAUACGGGAGACUCGUCAGGGUUGUCAAAACGUGCCAGGGCCUUUUUCAACCAGGACCUGUUCAAGGACAUGGACGGUCUUUUGGAUGAGCCUGAGGAGGAGGAACAAGCCGAGCAGGUGGAGGUUGACGAGAUGGAUGUCGACGUGGCCGACGAAGUCUCCUCGGACGAAAAUACACCGGCGAACGUAUCCAAACCAAAAGCACCCAUAGCUGUUGAUGCCUACGAGGACGAUGACGAGGAGUUUGAAGUGGUCAAGCCUACAAAACAGAAGAAGGUUGAACAAGACGAGGAAGACGAGAGCGACUGGGAAGAGGAGGAGAGGCGGGAAAGGCGCGAGCGUGACAACAGGCCAGAAAUCGACAUUAUCACGGCCGAGGCAAUGACCCUGGCGCACGAGCUCGCGACGGGCAAGAAAUCGAGCCACGACCUGAUGGACGACGGGUUCAACAAGCACGCUUUCCGGGCGGACCGGGACGGGCUUCCGGAUUGGUUUACGGAGGACGAGUCGCGGCACGACCGUCAACAGAAGCCCAUCACCAAGGCGGCGGCAGCGGCGAUCAAGGAGAAGCUGCGGGCGUACAACGCGCGGCCGAUCAAGAAGGUGCGUGAGGCCAAGGCGCGCAAGAAGCUCAGGGCGGCGGACCGGCUGGAGAAGCUCAAGAAGAAGAGCGACGUGCUGGCAGCGUCGGAGGGCAUGACGGAGAAGGAGAAGGCGGACAGCAUCUCCAAGCUCAUCUCCAAGGCCAACAAGAAGGUACGCCGGCCGCCGGUCAAGGUGGUGGUGGCCAGGGGCCAGAACAAGGGCAAGGGCCGGCCCAAGGGCGUCAAGGGCAGAUACAAGAUGGUCGAUUCGAGGAUGAAGAAGGAGAUGCGGGCACUCAAGAGGAAGGCCAAGUCGAAGAAGUAG
Messenger RNA from Diaporthe citri, 2553 nucleotides. RefSeq lists its product as uncharacterized. The transcript is spliced from 3 exons. NCBI's taxonomy places the organism in Eukaryota, Fungi, Ascomycota, Sordariomycetes, Diaporthales, Diaporthaceae. Bases 1 to 2553 code for a protein of 850 amino acids. Gene Ontology annotation, biological process: maturation of 5.8S rRNA from tricistronic rRNA transcript (SSU-rRNA, 5.8S rRNA, LSU-rRNA); maturation of LSU-rRNA from tricistronic rRNA transcript (SSU-rRNA, 5.8S rRNA, LSU-rRNA); rRNA methylation. Gene Ontology annotation, molecular function: rRNA (uridine-2'-O-ribose)-methyltransferase activity; rRNA (guanine) methyltransferase activity. Gene Ontology annotation, cellular component: nucleolus; nucleus; preribosome, large subunit precursor. The record is from RefSeq and is a predicted model, not a curated record.